ACUGUCAGUUCAGUUCGCUGUUCGUUUAGUUCGCUAGUAAAGUGAAAGUUUACAUAGUUACGUUUGACAUUUUGUUAAGUGUGGAUAUUUUUCAUAAUUUAAUUAUAACAUUCAACUAGUUUUAAUUGAAAUUUUCUUUAUCAAGAAUGGAUUUUUGUAAGCUUUUACAUACUGCCCAAAAAAACGACAAGAAUAGCAGUGGCGGUACCCGAUAUUAUAGUACUAAAUUUGAGCCACCAAAAAAGAUUAAGAAAGAAUCUAAACAGCUCUCCCAAAAUAUUAAAAAGUUUUUAGCCAAAAAAGAAGCUGAGGAACAAAAAAAGAAUGAAGAAGCUCAAAAGAAGAAGGAAGAACUUUUGGCACUUCGAGCUCAAGACAAAAAAGCUACAAGGCGGGUUAACGUUAUGUUAAAGAGAACCAAAUCGGCUAAUCAAUCUGUAAUUGAAGAUGCAGUUGACAAGACUCAUACAGCUGUUACUUUGGCCGGACCUGAACAACCUGAUGAAGAUGACUAUGGGUAUGUCUCACAAGAAGCAUCAGCCUUUUAUGAAAAGAUGAUGGAAAAAUACAGCAAAAUGCCUGAGGAGAAGAAAUUUGAUCCUUUCAAGAAAAAGGUUAGCACCAAUUUAAGUUCCACCAAGGAUAGAGUCAAAGCAGCUCUUGAGAGAGAAAGAGAGGAAGCUAUGCAACCCCAUCGAAGAAAGAGGAAGAGGAAGGAAGGUGAUGAAGAGAAAAGUGACAGCAACAAACAUACUGAAGAAGAAAAAGAUGUUCUAGUUGAUACAAAAGAGAGUGUUAAGGUGAAACCUAAGCCUAGACCUGCUCCUCCGCCUAUGAGUUUUACAGAUCUGUUAAAAAUUGCAGAAAAGAAGCAGUUUGAGCCAAUUGUAAUUGAGCAGAAACCAAAGGAGGAAGAGAAGCUAUUAACAAAGAGACAAAAAAAGGAGCAGGAAAAGGAAAGAGAAUGGAGGGAAAGGCGAGAGGCUAGACAAAAAGAAUUAGAAAAUAAUGAAAAAUUAGAGAGAACUAAAGAAAAAGGAAAACAUAUUAAUAAAAUUAAUAAUAGUAGUACUAACGAUAAUAACAGAGAAUCAUCUAAGAUUUUAGAAAAACAAUUAACCAAACCACUCUCAAAGGAAAAUAGUGAUAGACCAAGAGUUUCCAAUAAUGGAAAACUACCUUCAGCAGGCCAGGCAGUGCAAAAGUCAAGCAGUGAUAAUAGCCAAUUUAGAAAACCACUUUUGGACAGUAAAGUGACAAAAACAAAUAAAGCUAGUGAUUAUAAAUUGCCCAACCCAUCUUCCAAGAGUGUAUUAAAUAAGAAUUCAAGUUUGGGUUCUGCUAGUUCAAGUAAAUCCAGUCAAAAUUCAUCUAGAGAGGAGGGUAUGAAGAAAGGAGUUUCAGUAGGCAAUGAAAAAUUAGUUGGAAAAUCUAAAGAUCUGUUACAUAAAGGAAAACCUAAAGAGUUUCCACCAAGAGAUUUGAUGCCAAAACCUAAGCAGUUCCCACCUGCAGAUGUGCGAGGAAUUAAAAGAAAGAAGCCUAUCAUGCCAAACAAAGGUCGUAUCUUGGACGAUUCUGAGGAGGAAUAUGAUUCAGAACUGGACGAUUUCAUCGAUGAUGGUCCCGAAGAAGAUAAUAAUUAUUCAAGUUACAUCAAAGAAAUAUUUGGUUAUGACAAAUCGAGGUAUAGAGACCGUGACGACGACGUUGAUGACAUGGAAAGUAGUUUUGCCCAGCAAAUGAAAGAAGAAGUUAUCAGCACCAAAAUUGGCAUCAUGGAAGAUUUAGAAGAUAUAAAAUUGGAGGAAGAGCACAAAAGGCGGAAAGCCAUAAUGAAGAAGAAAAUGAAACGUUAAAAUCUCUUUAAAACUAAAACAUAUUGUGAUAUAAUGUAAAAUAUAUUGUUUAUAUUUCUUUUUU
This is a messenger RNA of Sitophilus oryzae (rice weevil), 1923 nucleotides long. Its product is annotated as protein SPT2 homolog. The record is from RefSeq and is a predicted model, not a curated record. Gene Ontology annotation, cellular component: nucleolus. Bases 147 to 1859 code for a protein of 570 amino acids. Gene Ontology annotation, molecular function: histone binding; DNA binding. Lineage: Eukaryota; Metazoa; Arthropoda; Insecta; Coleoptera; Curculionidae. The transcript has 6 exons. Gene Ontology annotation, biological process: nucleosome assembly; regulation of DNA-templated transcription.